This is a messenger RNA of Tetrahymena thermophila SB210, 444 nucleotides long. Its product is annotated as MIP18 family protein FAM96A, putative. Lineage: Eukaryota; Ciliophora; Oligohymenophorea; Hymenostomatida; Tetrahymenidae. The record is from RefSeq and is a predicted model, not a curated record. The transcript has a single exon.
AUGGAGAGGUUAAAAACUUAAGAGGAGAUAGAAAGUAUUUUAGAUGAUACAUUUUAUAUUAUAUCUACUAUUAGAGAUCCUGAAUUCCCUUAAACACUAGGAGAUCUCAACGUCAUACAGAGAGAAAAUCUUCGCUUUUAACAAGUUUAAAUAAGUAGCGGAUAAAAAAGAAAUGAAAUUUAUUUAGGAAUCAUUUAAAUAAUUUGGGUACCUACUGUCCCUCAUUGCCAUCUCGCUUCUUAAAUUGGGUUAUCUAUAAUUACAAAAUUACAACAAGAACUUCCUAAUUAUGAUGAAUAUAAAAUCGAAAUACUUGUUAAAGAAGGUACUCAUUAAGAUAAACAUUAACUAGACAAGUAAAUAAACGAUAAAGAAAGAGUGUGUGCAGCCUAAGAAAACGAGCACCUGAUGCAAUUUAUUUAAAAUUUAAUCUCUUAUGAAUGA